AUGUCCUACCUUGUUGCUGAGGAGGACACAUUCUGGUUUAGACAAGGUAUGGAAGGUCUUAGCACGGCAUCUGAUGAGCAAUAUGUCAAGGAACGCUAUAAAGUAUUUUGCCCAUCUUAUGUGGGCUACGAGGUUGCAUGCGAAGCCGCGGAACGCUACUAUGCUACCAACGUCUUCGAUGCGGGCACUCAAUCCUACCAUUCGUAUGGAGACCACCCUACCAAGCUCCCGGGAUUACAGUAUCUCAAGCCCCAAAUAGUGGAGGACUUGUUCGGCCUGGGUAUAUUGCCGUACAAGUUCAUUCGGCACUUAUUCAUCCGUAUCGAUCUCACUGACAUAUGCCCGCCCAUGUCGAUCAACCCCGAGGAGCCCUCCCGCGAUGAACUAUCGGAUCUCGAGAAGCUACACGAUGACCUAGAAUCCGGGCUCUCGCUGAUUGUGGAGAAAUCUAAGCUUGACGUCACUGUUCAGAUUAUGCCCAGCGAAGAUGAAUGGUAUUGGGGAGGGGAACCGGAUGAAAGAGACAUGAAGCCGGCCGAUGGAGAUCCAUACCGUAUCGGGUUUCUGAAUGUGGAGCGCAGUCUUCUUAAUGUGUUGGAGGCGAUGAGGAAAUCUCUCUACGAUCUGAAAUACUCCGGCUCUUCGGUUACAAUCUUAUGCCUGAUGAAUGUCCGCCGGCCACCAAAAGACAGGAGGAUGCGAGGGCUAUUUCACCUCACUAAAGAAAAUUGGGAGAAGGGCAGUCUGCACACAACGAAUGGGUAA
Molecule: messenger RNA, 765 nt
Organism: Alternaria ventricosa
Lineage: Eukaryota; Fungi; Ascomycota; Dothideomycetes; Pleosporales; Pleosporaceae
Exons: 2
Coding region: 1-765 (254 amino acids)
Source: RefSeq, a predicted model, not a curated record